AUGAGCUGGCAGGCCCCACUCACACUCUCGCAGCUGGCUAUACAGAGCCUGCUGAGGGAUGAGGCCUUGGCCAUCUCUGCUCUGCAGGACCUGCCCAUGGAGUUCUUCCCCCCACUGUUCAAGGAGGCCGACACUCAAAGAAAAACAAAGAUGAUUAAGAGCUUGGUGGCAGACUGGCCCUACCCUUGCCUUCCUGUUGGGUCACUGAUGAGGAACCCCAACUUGGAGACCUACCAGGCUGUGCUCGAUGGAGCAGACACGUGGCUGAAACGAAGGUUUCGCCCUAGGAAGCAGAAGCUUCAAGUGCUUGACAUGAGGAAUGUGCAGUGUGACUCCCGCGACACGGAAAGAGAGGGUAGAGACAGCUGGAUGAAAACAGUGCUUGAGAAGCAAGUAGUGAAGGGGCAGCCUAGGAGCACCGUGAGGUGUUUGAAGGUGGUCAUUGACCUUGCCUUUAUGAGUUCUCCCAAUGUAUACCAGACACAGUUGUUGAAGUGGGCAGAGGAGAGAAAGGGUUUCCUGAAGUUGUGCUGUGUAAAGAUGGAGAUAGGGACAUCAGAAGUCUACAGGGCCCUGAAGGUCUUACAGUUUUUACAGCCAGAGUUCAUCAAGGAGGUGAAACUGAAUACAGUGUCGGCCCUGCCUGCACUGGCCAGUUUUGCACCUUGCAUCAGCAAGAUGAGCAAUCUUUGCACACUCCAGCUGUUACGAAUCUUCGGAAAAAGUAACCCCACACACAAGGAGGAGAAGCAUGUCACCAAGAUCAUCUCAGUGUUCUCCAAACUCAACCAUCUCCAGCAUCUCUCUAUGCAUGAUGUCUAUUUUCUCAAAGGCCGCAUGGAACAGCUGUUCAGGUGCCUGAAGUCCCCCUUAGAGUCCCUCUCCAUCACUUGUUGCCAGCUCUUGCAGCCAGACUUGGAGUCAUUUGCCCAGGGUUGGAACCACUGCCAGCUUAAACAGCUGUCACUAAAAAGCACCCCUUUACUUGAGUUGGAUGUCACACCUCUAAAAUUUUUCUUAGAGAAUAUUGCAGACACUCUGCGAAUCCUGGAUUUAGAAUAUUGUAAGAUGAACGACAAACAGCUCGAACUCCUUUUGCCUGCCCUGAGGCAAUGCUCCCAGCUCACGAGCAUCAAUUUCUAUGACAAUGACAUCUCCAUGGAUGUCCUGAGGAAGCUUCUGCACUCUGCUGCCAGCCUGAGCCAGCUGACCAUGGAACUGUACCCUGCGCCUGCAGAGGUCUAUGAUGUGCAUGGUUAUGUCAUAGAAGAGAGAUUCUCCCACUAUUGUGCUGAACUCAUGAACACAGUCAUCCUUGUGAGACAGCCCCGGUCAAUCUGCUUUGGUUCCUAUAACUGCUAUGACUGUGAUAUGCGUUACCUCUACGAAGACAAGACCAAACCUUGUGAUUGCGCUCAGGAAAUACAGGAAGAUGAUUUUGAGGACUAA
This is a messenger RNA of Meriones unguiculatus (Mongolian gerbil), 1449 nucleotides long. Its product is annotated as preferentially expressed antigen in melanoma-like protein 7. Gene Ontology annotation, cellular component: cytoplasm. The record is from RefSeq and is a predicted model, not a curated record. Gene Ontology annotation, biological process: negative regulation of cell differentiation; negative regulation of DNA-templated transcription; positive regulation of cell population proliferation. Bases 1 to 1449 code for a protein of 482 amino acids. Lineage: Eukaryota; Metazoa; Chordata; Mammalia; Rodentia; Muridae. The transcript has 3 exons.